This is a messenger RNA of Hypanus sabinus (Atlantic stingray), 644 nucleotides long. Its product is annotated as granzyme K-like. Gene Ontology annotation, molecular function: serine-type endopeptidase activity. The transcript has 4 exons. Gene Ontology annotation, biological process: proteolysis. The record is from RefSeq and is a predicted model, not a curated record. Bases 1 to 630 code for a protein of 209 amino acids. NCBI's taxonomy places the organism in Eukaryota, Metazoa, Chordata, Chondrichthyes, Myliobatiformes, Dasyatidae.
AUGGACCUGCAGCACAACUGUGUCGAAGUGCCCUCCCUCGUUGCUGCAGUACAGGGGAAAGGGGCGAGCCACAUCGGAACAAUUGGAUCAGGCCAGGUUCUUCAAGCAGUUCUUGGAGCCCAUGUUUGUUCAAAGAAUGAGAGAAGUCAAAAAAGACUGCGCAUCAUCAGACAGAUCCCCUUUACAAAAUACAACAAGAAAACUAAGAAAGAUGAUAUCAUGCUGCUGCAACUCGAGACUGAUGCAAAAAUCAACCAGUAUGUGAAUGUGCUCAACCUUCCCAAAGGAGGAAUCACCAACAUGAAAUCUGGAACAAGAUGCACCGUGGCAGGAUGGGGAAAAACAAAAAUAAACAAUUACUCUGACACACUUCAAGAGGUGGAGGUCAAGGUAAUUGAUCACAAAAACUGCAAAAGCGCUUAUCGAACUAAAAUAACCCAGGACAUGAUCUGCGUUGGUGACAGGAAAGGCAGAAGGAAUGCAUGUAAGGGUGAUUCAGGCGGCCCUUUGAUAUGCAACAAAAUGUAUACUGGGAUUGUGUCCUUUGGCAAAAUAGACUGCCAAUAUCCUGCAGUGUACACUUUACUAACAAAGAAAUACAUUGAUUGGAUUCUGGAUACAAUUGGUUGACCCACUGAAGAAUG